Molecule: messenger RNA, 1293 nt
Organism: Porites evermanni
Lineage: Eukaryota; Metazoa; Cnidaria; Anthozoa; Scleractinia; Poritidae
Source: the annotation of a GenBank genome assembly
AUGUCUAUCGAAUUAAACUGGCAAACGACAAGAUCCACUGUCAGAGAAAGAGCCAAGUUUAUGCUCAACAACAAUCGACUUAGCGACGUCAAGUUUGUUGCUGCAAAUAGCAAUGGCGAAAGCGAAAGGAAGCAAGUGAUUCCAGCUCACAAAUUCAUGCUGGCGAUUGGCAGUCCUGUGUUUGAAGCCAUGUUUUACGGUGAACUGGCGGAGACUAAAGAUACUGUUGAACUGCCUGACUGUGAUUAUGAGAGUCUGCUGGAGUUGUUUCGUUACAUCUACAGCGAUGAAGUGAAUUUGAGCGGAAGUAAUGUGAUGGGAGUGCUUUACUUAGCAAAGAAAUACAUUGUGCCUUCACUCACUGAUAAAUGCACGGAAUAUCUGAAAGAAAAGUUAGAUCCUUCCAAUGUUUUCAGCAUUCUGCCAUCUUCACUGAAAUAUGAAGAGAAAGCCCUGGAAGAUCGAUGCUGGAAAGUGAUCGACAAUCAGACAGAAGCGUCUGUGAAUUCGGAAGGAUUUGAGACAAUUGAGAGGUCUUUACUUGAAGCAAUAGUCGCAAGAGACACUCUGACGAUUAAGGAAGUAGGCUUGUUUAAAGCUGUAGAUAGAUGGGCAACAAAACAAUGCGAGAAGCAAAGCUUAGCAGCAGAAGGUAAAAUAAAAAGAUGACUACUGGGCGAAGAAGUAAUAAAAGCAAUACGCUUUCCACUGAUGACAAUAGUGGAGUUUGCCUCUUUUGUUCCUGAUACCAAUUUAUUAAAUCUUGAUGAAAUCACCGUCAUGUUCAAGUUCUUUGCAAUAAAGACUUCUCCAGUCGCGUUUUCUAAAGUCCCUAGAAGAAAACCUUUUUACCGGGUUGGUAGAUUUCAGUCGGUCAGAAUGAGUGGCUGUAGUUAUGACUCAGAUGGUAGUAGCCACAGCCUUAACUUUACCGUAGACGGAAACAUUACCCUAAAAGGAAUCUGUUUACUCGGCAGUGAAAAUAACACCUAUACAGUAACAUUGAACUUGAAUGAAAUAAGUACUGGCGAAACUGUUAUCUCUAAAACAGGAACGUACUCCUCCACACUUUUGCAAUGUAAAGACUUGAGCUAUUACGGCUUUGAAGUUUUGUUUGACUCUACGGGAGCUGAUUUAAAGAAGAGCAACAAGUACUGCAUUCAAGCAAAAAUAGCUGGCCCACCGUCUGGAAGUGGGGAAAAUUGUUUACUUAAAGGAGAGGAAUCAGGUGUUACUUUUACAUUUCCCGCAGGCAGUCGUGGGCAAUUUUCUGAAUUUCUGUUCUCCGUUUAA